Harmonia axyridis is the source of this 1207-nucleotide messenger RNA. RefSeq names its product ras-related protein Rab-2 (gene Rab2). Gene Ontology annotation, cellular component: Golgi apparatus. The transcript has 4 exons. Lineage: Eukaryota; Metazoa; Arthropoda; Insecta; Coleoptera; Coccinellidae. Gene Ontology annotation, molecular function: GTPase activity; GTP binding. The record is from RefSeq and is a predicted model, not a curated record. Bases 117 to 758 code for a protein of 213 amino acids.
CUUCUGCGCGAUCAUUCCGUGACGUUUGUUGAACGGACAACUGUCACAAAUAAAGUUCUAUUAUUGUUAAGUUACUGCGAUUUAUUAUAUUCUAGCUUCUCAAUUCAAAAUAAAACAUGUCGUACGCUUAUUUAUUCAAAUACAUUAUUAUAGGAGACACAGGAGUUGGGAAGUCCUGUCUGUUGCUCCAAUUCACAGACAAAAGAUUUCAGCCUGUGCAUGACCUAACAAUAGGUGUCGAGUUUGGUGCUCGAAUGAUAACAAUUGAUAGCAAGCAAAUCAAGUUACAAAUUUGGGAUACAGCAGGACAAGAAGCUUUCAGGUCCAUCACCAGAUCUUAUUACAGAGGAGCUGCAGGUGCUCUUCUUGUCUACGACAUAACCAGAAGGGAAACAUUCAACCACCUCACAACCUGGUUGGAUGAUGCAAGGCAACACUCUAAUUCCAAUAUGGUCAUUAUGUUGAUCGGAAAUAAAAGUGAUUUGGAGAGUAGAAGAGAAGUCAAAAAGGAAGAAGGUGAAGCUUUUGCUAGGGAACAUGGGUUAGUUUUUAUGGAAACUUCAGCUAAAACUGCGGCUAAUGUUGAGGAAGCUUUCAUAAAUACAGCUAAGGAAAUUUAUGAAAAGAUUCAGGAAGGUGUGUUCGACAUCAACAAUGAGGCAAAUGGAAUCAAGAUUGGUCCCCAGCAUUCUCCAACCAACCCUUCCAUUCCCGGUGCUGCAGGUGCCAGUGGAUCACAGAGCGGAGGUUGCUGUUAAAAAAAAUCCCCCUAACCAUAUUUUUAUCAUUCUUAAGUCCAAGAAUUACGAGAUGGUCAUUUUAUUACAAGUACCUUGUUCUAUUUAUUUUGAAGUUACUGUGCGCGGUAAUAUUCUAGCGAAUGGUCUGAGAGUUUUCAUUUUAUCGUAUUGACAAUUGCGUUGAUAAUUUUUCAAUUAGAAUCCUAUACCAUUCUUAAGACAAAGUGGAUUGUUCACUUUGGAACCUUUUAACGAGAUUAGUGUUUACAGGGAAUUUAAGGUGUUUUCGGAGCCUCCUUUAAUACCUAUCUGCGAUUAUUUGUAUUCUCUGUCUUUUAGUUGGAAAAAUAAUUUGCAUUUCUUUCCCAGAAAUGACUUAUUUUGUUAAUUGAAAAGGGUAUUAAUAAUCUGAAUUGUAAUUUUUGUAUGUAAGCUUCAGUAUAAUCAAAUACAAAUUGUAAAGUACA